GGCGAGAUGCACCCUCCGUUCCGGAUCGCGGUGCUGGGCGCCCAGGGGGUGGGCAAGACGGCCAUCGUGCAGCGCUUCCUCCGCGAUGACUACAGCGAGACGCCGGCGCCAGGGCACAGCCGCAAGGUGCACCUGUCGGCCGCGGUGCUCAACGGGCACGUGCACGACCUGCAGAUCACAGACUACCCGGCCAUCACCAGCUUUCCUGGAAGCACUCUGCAGGAGUGGACCGACACCUGCUGUCGAGGCAUUCGCAGUGCUCACGUCUACAUCCUGGUUUAUGACAUCUGCUGCUUUGACAGCUUCGAGUACGUCAAGACUAUGCGCCAACAAAUCUUAGAGACCAGGGUGCUUGGCACCGCCGAAGUGCCCAUUCUGAUCGUGGGGAACAAACGGGACCUGCAGCGCGGUCGAUGCAUUCCGCGCCACAACGUGUCAGAUCUGGUGCGCAAAACCUGGAAGUGCGGCUACGUGGAAUGUUCGGCCAAAUUCAACUGGCACGUGUUGCUCCUGUUCGGCGAGGCUCUGCGGAGCGUCGGCUGUGCCCGCUGCAAACAUAUCCACGCCACCAUUCGCUUCCAGCGGGCGCUUCGGAGGGAACGUUGCGCUCUCAUGUGACCAGCAUUGCCUCCCACGUCCCCCGUUCCCCCUACGCCAUGCUCCCUUAGAGAUCUAUCUUCUUCGGAGCAGUGGAUACUAACCACAGCAAAACGGUCUGCCAAGCCAAGAAGGAAACAUCUAUAGCUUCUUAUCCAAGUCCAUCUUGUAUGUGUUUUUUUUUGUGCAUUUGUAAAGAAAACAGAAACA
Messenger RNA from Sardina pilchardus (European sardine), 807 nucleotides. RefSeq names its product ras-like protein family member 10B. The coding region runs from base 7 to 618 and encodes 203 amino acids. Gene Ontology annotation, molecular function: GTPase activity; GTP binding. The transcript has 3 exons. The record is from RefSeq and is a predicted model, not a curated record. Lineage: Eukaryota; Metazoa; Chordata; Actinopteri; Clupeiformes; Clupeidae.